This is a messenger RNA of Centruroides sculpturatus (bark scorpion), 701 nucleotides long. RefSeq lists its product as uncharacterized. The annotation marks the transcript as partial. The record is from RefSeq and is a predicted model, not a curated record. NCBI's taxonomy places the organism in Eukaryota, Metazoa, Arthropoda, Arachnida, Scorpiones, Buthidae. The transcript is spliced from 5 exons.
CGCUCCGAACAAUCGAAUCUUUAUGAUAGCUGUCAUGGAAGAGGAAAGAUAUUUUAUUUUUUAAGUUAAUUUGAUUGCAUAAAUCAUUUUAAAGGAAAAUGCAACGAACAAAUAAUAAAGGGCAAACAAAAUUAAUUCGACAACAAUCGCAAUUUAAGGAUAAAGUUAUAAAAGCAUUUAAUGGACAAUUUUCUGGAAAUUCUAAACAUGAAGAAAAACCUCUGCAGUCAUCACCAUUUUACCAAACUUCCGUCAGUGCAGUACCAUCUCAUUAUAUUAAUAUUGGGUCAUUAUAUAAUGAAUGGAAUGCAGCUAGGUUGCACUUUAAUAUGACUCAUCCAGAAUUUGCAGCCUGCUUACUGCAUUUACUAAAAAGUACCAUACCAUUAUUGCCAAUAGCAAUGCAGUCAUCAGUUCCCUUUAUAAGAAAUAUUCAAGAUUGGAUAUCAUCAGCAGAGGAAUCUGAUGGACAAAAAACAUCUGAAGAACUGAAUAAUACAGAUUUUAAACCGAAUUCUCAAACCAAAAGAGGUCAAGAAAAUAGUCCACAAAAUUCUAAUAAUCAUUCUUUAUCAAAAGAAAACAAUGAUAUUAAUAGAGUUAAGUUUGAAAAUAUAGAAAAUUAUGGAGAUAUAAAUUGUAUAGAAGAUCUUCCACUAUCAAUUAAAUUAGAAGUAAAUGAUGAUGUGGAGAAAGUUGAG